CGUGUAUAAUCGGCCUUUGGAUCAUCUAAUGACAUUUAAUAGGCCUUACGUGCAUAUCUACAGUUCAGUUCGUCAGUCGGCAGUGUGUUAGCGUGAUAGUAAACAUGUUCGAGCUCAGAGAUAGAGUAUUUUUCGUGACUGGCGCGGCCGCGGGAAUAGGUGCGGGGAUGGUGAAGGCAUUCUUGGAUGAAGGGGCUAAGCAUGUAGCAGCACUAGAUGUAGACAUUGCAAACGGAAAAGCCUUAGAAGACGAGCUGAACACUAAGUACGGAGACAACAAAGUGAGGUUCCACAAAUGUGACGUCACAACCAAUGAGCUGGAUGCGGUAUACGACAAUGUGGUGAACGACUUCGGAUACAUCGAUGUGGUGAUCAACUGCGCUGGCAUCAUGAACGAUAGACCUAAUGUGUAUCUUAAAGAGAUUGAUAUUAAUGUGACUGCCCUAAUAAAGAGUUCCUUCAAGGCUUUCGAUCUGAUGCGCAAAGACCAAGGCGGAAGAGGUGGCACUAUAAUAAACAUUUCUUCAAUUGUUGGGCUGUUCCAAGCUCAUCUGUUGCCAGUGUAUACUGCUACCAAGAGCGCAGUGCUGCAGUUCAGCAAUUGUCUUGGUAUGGAGCCACAUUCGACUCGUUCAGGAGUAAGAGUACUGACGCUAUGUUUCGGAUGCACAGACACCAGUUUAUUCAGUGCUAACAAAAUGGGAGCCUUUGACAAAGAGACUGAUGAACUACUGUUCGGUAGUUUAGGAAAAUUGCCUAUACAAACGCAAGUAUUCAAAUUCAGAAUCCAAUCAGCAGUGGAUGGACUAAUCCACGCAUACAAGAACGGCGCAAGCGCAAGUACUUGGCUGGUCACGUCAGACAGACCUGCUGAAGAUAUCACUGGAAACGUCUCUAAAGCAUACGAAAUAAUGAGUCAGGGAGUAUUUAGUUAGAUAAAGAUGUACGGAACUUAGAUAUAGGAAAUAGGUAAAAUAAAUAUGUUAGUAAAGAGAGGUGAGAAAAGACAGCAGAAAAAUUACAGCUACGUCUGGCAACCCAGCCAGCUCAGCCUGUGUCUCCUGCAUCUUAUCGCAAGAAGUACCAGACUACCAAAAUAGCCAGGCCUUAAUGAACAUCCAAAUGACUGUCUGAAAUAGUUAGGAAGCAUUCCUACUAAGUUUUAAAAAUGAAAAAAUGUGUACUUAAGUAUGUAUUUUAAGUACAAUAGUUUACCACUACCUUUGUAUAGUGCUAUAGUAUUAUAUAUAUUUUUUUGUAAUCAACCAAAUAAAGUAUUCGUUUACGGAAUGAA
Helicoverpa zea (corn earworm) is the source of this 1294-nucleotide messenger RNA. Its product is annotated as 15-hydroxyprostaglandin dehydrogenase [NAD(+)]-like. The record is from RefSeq and is a predicted model, not a curated record. Gene Ontology annotation, molecular function: oxidoreductase activity, acting on the CH-OH group of donors, NAD or NADP as acceptor. The transcript is spliced from 5 exons. Gene Ontology annotation, cellular component: cytoplasm. Bases 105 to 935 code for a protein of 276 amino acids. Lineage: Eukaryota; Metazoa; Arthropoda; Insecta; Lepidoptera; Noctuidae.